This is a messenger RNA of Pundamilia nyererei, 1302 nucleotides long. Its product is annotated as galectin-related protein B. The transcript is spliced from 4 exons. Gene Ontology annotation, molecular function: carbohydrate binding. The record is from RefSeq and is a predicted model, not a curated record. NCBI's taxonomy places the organism in Eukaryota, Metazoa, Chordata, Actinopteri, Cichliformes, Cichlidae. Bases 88 to 525 code for a protein of 145 amino acids.
GGGGUUUGCCAGCUGGAGGCAGAGUCAGUCCGUCCUCAGUGUGUAUCGCCGCUCCAAACCUCCACACUGCAUCACGCCCUGAGUGGAAUGGAAGAAAAGGACAAUAAAGAAAAUGGGGAGUAUAUCGGAGAGAUAAAAGGUGGGCUGCGGCCUUCAAUGAAACUGGUUGUGAUGGGAAUUGUUGACAAAAAAGCCAAGAGCAUUGAGGUGACUCUUUCCACUAAGCCACAGGAAGAGGAAACCGAGGGUGAUGUGGGUCUACAGUUAAAAGUCAACUUUAGAGAUAAGGCCGUCCAAAGAAAUGCGCGUUUGGACGGAAAAUGGGGCUCUUCUGAAAAUACCCUCUCCUUCUUUCCCUUUGCACCUGGAGAAUCCUUCAAGAUGGAGAUCGUUUGUGAACACCAGCAGUUUCGUAUUUUGGUGGAUGGGCAGCCUCUGUGCGGCUUCACUCACCGCCUCUCCCAGCUCGCCUCCCUCACAGCCUUAAGAGUUUUUGGCGAUCUACAGCUUACCAAGGUGGCCUAACUCCAGCGCCUCAUACGCAGACACCUAACAUGAGGAUGCCCUGGGACAGUAUACUAUACAAUAAAUAAGAUUAGAAUAGACUACUACUUUCUGAGUGCAUAAAUUUCCCCAUGAGGGGAAUGUUGUGUUUCCAAUUUCAGACAGAGUUACACCUGCCUCGUAAUCACAUGUUAAGACAAAGUGCCUUCGCUAAGAUUACCUGUUUGGAGACUUGAAGCUCUUGACUGAAUGUACCAGUCAUCGAUCUCUCAAGUCAAAUGAGGAAUGUGAUUUUAACUAAAGUGAAUUAAGUUAUAAAAAAUGCGAUCUGAGCUCUACUAUUUUUCCUGAAUGUACAUUUGUACAAACAUGAUGUGUUACAUCAAAAAUGAAGUUUUUGUGAUCUAAAAAAAAGAGAUUUCAGGCAUUUUGUCUUUGAUUUCUCUGGGGUUAACCUUUGAAAGCACUUAUGUUUACGAGCGCCCGCAUCAAGGUGAAUGUUUCUGAAACUGAAUACCUAACAAAGAUUGUCAUUCUGUGCCAACGAAGUACUGUAACAGGAAUAAUAAUGUAAAACAAAAACAGUUACCCUCCAUUACUGCAUGCUAGUGUGACAGUGUGCUUGUGUCUUGAUCAAACACAAUGGUGGAUGGAUGUGAGUCUGUCAAACCUUCAGUUUUUACCAACUUUGGCUUUGAAAUCACCCGACAGUUUGUGUGCUUCAUUUACAACUAGCACUUUUUAUGUGAAUGUCUCAUAAUGACUUUAAUUCAUUGCAAUAAAUCAAAUUUGUUGUUA